AAGUGUCCGAUAGGCAGGAAGGGGGUAGAAGUACCCGUAGGCAGGAAGGGGGUAGAAGUGCCCGAUAGCAGGAAGGGGGAGAAGUGCCCUGUAGGCAGGAAGGGGGUGACAGUGCCUAGUAGACAGGAAGGGGGUAGAAGUGCC
Molecule: messenger RNA, 144 nt
Organism: Staurois parvus
Lineage: Eukaryota; Metazoa; Chordata; Amphibia; Anura; Ranidae
Source: the annotation of a GenBank genome assembly